UUUUACGCAGUUGUGACGUCCAUUCGACCCGGCCGGUGCUUCUUCCAUUUGUAACGAUACGGUCACACAAUUAAUCUGCUAGCAUUAUCUUGCCGACAAGCGCAUUCUACCACCAUGUCUACCCCAGACGCGGCUGUAGCCGAUGAACCGGAGGCGUCAAACAGAUUCACCUUUAUGGCUUCAGUCAGCAAGACCCCGAAAAAGCAGAUCCAGUUUGCAGAUGACAUGCAGGAAUUUAGCAAGUUUCCCACCAAAACUGGGCGUAGAUCUCUGUCGCGUUCUAUUUCUCAGUCAUCCACUGACAGCUACAGUUCCGUUGCCUCUUACACAGACAGCUCAGAUGAUGAAAUGUCCCCUCGAGACAAACAGCAAACAACCUCGAAAGGCAGCAGUGAUUUUUGCGUCAAGAAUAUUAAACAAGCUGAGUUCGGCAGGAGAGAGAUUGAAAUUGCAGAGCAAGAAAUGACAGCUCUGAUUUCCCUGAGGAAGAGGGCACAAGGAGAAAAGCCUCUAGCUGGAGCGAAGAUAGUGGGAUGCACACACAUUACAGCACAGACUGGGGUGCUUAUUGAAACUCUGUGUGCACUUGGGGCUCAGUGUCGCUGGUCGGCAUGUAAUAUCUACUCCACUCAGAAUGAAGUGGCUGCUGCUUUGGCUGAGUCAGAUGUUGCAGUCUUUGCUUGGAAAGGAGAGUCAGAAAAUGAUUUCUGGUGGUCUAUAGAUCGCUGUGUGAAUGGAGAUGGUUGGCAGCCAAAUAUGAUUCUGGAUGAUGGAGGAGAUUUAACUCACUGGGUCUAUAAGAAAUAUCCAAAUGUUUACAAAAAUAUCCGUGGUAUUGUGGAGGAGAGUGUGACUGGAGUGCACAGGUUGUAUCAGCUCUCUAAGGCUGGAAAGCUGUGUGUCCCUGCUAUGAAUGUUAAUGACUCUGUCACUAAGCAGAAAUUUGACAAUUUGUACUGCUGCCGAGAAUCUAUAUUAGACGGAUUGAAAAGAAGCACGGAUGUUAUGUUUGGAGGAAAACAAGUCAUUGUGUGUGGCUAUGGAGAGGUUGGAAAAGGCUGUUGUGCAGCUCUAAAGGCACUUGGUGCCAUCGUGCACGUCACAGAGAUUGACCCGAUCUGUGCCCUACAAGCAUGCAUGGAAGGUUUUCGUGUGGUGAAAUUGAAUGAAGUUAUAAGACAGGUGGAUGUGGUCAUCACUUGUACAGGUAACAAAAACGUGGUAAUGAGGGAGCAUCUUGACCGCAUGAAGAAUGGUUGCAUCGUGUGCAAUAUGGGACACUCUAAUACUGAGAUUGAUGUGACUAGUCUACGCACCCCUGAGCUAACAUGGGAGCGUAUCCGAUCUCAGGUGGACCAUGUAAUCUGGCCUGAUGGGAAGAGAAUAGUACUCCUGGCUGAGGGUCGUCUCCUCAAUCUGAGUUGUUCAACUAUUCCUACUUUUGUUCUUUCAAUAACUGCAACUACAGAGGCACUAGCAUUAAUUGAACUAUACAAUGCCCCUGAGGGCAGAUACAAACAAGAUGUGUACCUGCUGCCUAAGAAGAUGGAUGAAUAUGUUGCCAGCUUGCACCUGCCUUCCUUUGAUGCCCAUCUAACUGAGCUAACUGAUGACCAAGCCAAAUACCUUGGACUCAACAAAAAUGGUCCUUUCAAACCUAAUUAUUACAGAUACUGAUGCUUGAAAACUGGAAAAAUCACCUAUGAAAUAUCAAUAGAGCUUUAGCACGAAAAUCACCAGCCUCCUUUGUUUAUGCAUUCUGUGAUGUUAUUGUCUGUGCUUCCUUGUGUGUUUGCAUGUUUUCACUCUGUUAAUGUAGAGAGGAUGCUGUAUAUUUUGCAAUGUGGCAGAACUCCAGGAUUCUUAUUGCUGUAAUUCUGUUAGUGUUAAAAGUUAAUUAAAGGGAGAGUAUUACAUAUUUAUAGUUAUUAAAAGAAGAUAUUUGCAGUGCAGAGAGAUUCAUUAUUUAAAAGCAAUUGGAAAGAAACCUAGAACUGUUGACAUGUGGCAUUGUCAAAUUUGCUAUUUAUGAACAUGAUUUGCCAAAUGUCUAUAUCACUUCAUAGACAAAAAUAGCAUCCAUAAAACCUGUACGCUUUUAGAAGGCAUGGCACUUUCCUUUUUGUAGAAGAAGGUAAUUAUAAGGGUUGAGCUUCUCUCUCGCUCCCACUAUAAGGGUGGUUUAUUUCAUAGAGCAAUAUAACAAUUAUGUAUUUUCUGUCUGAUGUUAGAUUACUUUUUGGUGUUUUGUUUAAAACUGUGCAUGUAUAUCCACUGAAGUUUACCAAACACACACACUUACUCUAAUUCUCUCAAGACUAUACUUUCCCUUUAAGUACCUUUUAGGACAUGAAAUGUCUCCUUGGAGCCCUGCUAAUUCUACUGCCUUAAUCCACUUUGGCCCCUCUCCUGCAUUUUUGAUUAUGUAGUUUGUCUUUGAACAGAGAUAGACAAUCCCAAAAUCCCAAGCAGGAAUUUACAUAUUUAAUUAAUUGGAAGUGGUACAAAAUGUGCUGAAACUAAUUAUUUUGUGGACUCCAGAAAAGCUUUUGUUCUUGUAACUUGGCAGAAACUCCUGGGUUAAGAUUAUUUUGGUUGGUUUUUUUAUGUAUAUACCACAUAUGCUGUCAUAUGUGUUAUAUACAUAUUAGGACCGUUAUUGUUUAUUAUUUUCAUUAACGACCUAACAGAAGGUCUGGAGAGCAUGGUGUCAAUUUUUGCAGAUGAUACCAAAUUGUGUAAAGUUAUAAAUGCGGAGGGGGAUGCUGAGUCGCUUCAGAACGACUUAGUUAAAUUAGAAGCUUGGGCAGCGAAAUGGAGAAUGCGCUUCAAUACAGACAAGUGUAAGGUAAUGCACUUUGGUAACAAGAACAAAAAUAACACCUACCUACUAAAUGGGGUAAAAUUAGGGGAUUCUGUACUGGAAAAGGACUUAGGUGUCCCCAUAGAUAGCAAACUAAGAAGCAGUACCCAAAGUAGGACUGCAGCAAAGAAAGCUAAUAAGAUAUUAGCAUGCAUAAAACGGGACAUUGAUGCUAGGGACGAGAGUAUUAUACUCCCGUUAUAUAAAUCACUUGUGAGGCCACACCUUGAAUACUGUGUACAAUUCUGGGCACCAUACUACAAAAAUGAUAUCCUGAAAAGGUUCAGAGGCGGGCGACCAAACUAAUUAAGGAUAUGGAGACGCUGGAAUACGAGGAAAGUCUUGCAAGACUAGGCAUGUUUUCACUGGAAAAGAGGAGAUUAAGAGGGGACAUGAUCAACAUCUACAAAUAUAUAAGGGGACAACAUACAGAUCUUGCGCAGGACCUGUUUUUGGUUAGAUCAACACAGAGAACUCGUGGAUACUCACUCAGGUUAGAGGAGAGGAGAUUCCGCACAAUACGGCGUGUAGGCUUUUUUACGGUAAGGACGAUACGUGUUUGGAAUUCCCUGCCUGAGGGAGUUGGAAUGGCCGACUCAGUCAACACCUUUAAGAAUGGGUUAGAUAAUUCCUAAUGGAUAAGGAUAUCCAGGGUUACGGGGCAUAGUCACGCACUAUGGUUAUUAUAAAAAAGAGGGGUAAAACGUAACAGCAGUCAUCAACAUCAGUCAAAAUUUUAUUCAAAAUAAUCCUUCAUAGGAGACCAUAAAUAGGUUGAACUCGAUGGACAAUUGUCUUUUUUCAACAUUAGAUACUAUGUUACUAUGUCUCUAUGCACACUGGACACAACGUGAAAAACAGCAGGAGUAAUUAUCAUGUCUGAUAAACUGGUGUACAUAAUAUUGAAUACAAGGUGUGACAGUUUAAUAACCGAAGAUGCUCAUUUUUGUACAGUUCUGAUUGGUGCUCCUUUUCUUGUCGUAUGUCUACAAAAGGUGAGGGCUUCUGAUAGGCAAGGAUCCUAAAUGUUGAAAAGAAAAUGUACAAUGUAUAAUAACAUCUUGGAGCACAAUAGGGCAGACUAGUAAUUACAUACACAGGACGUUUUUACACGUGAAAAUGGACAUGUUUGUUGCAGCUUUACAACAGGUCUUUAAAGUCACACAGGAGGAUUAGCACUAUUCUAAGCAACUACAGGUGACGCACCCACUCCUCUUCCAUCUACAUCUCUGAUCUUAUCUCCCUUUACUCUCCCACCCGUCCUCUUCGCUCUGCUAAUGCACGAUGACUUUCCUGCCUACGGAUUACUUCCUCCUACUCCUACCGCCAAGAUUUUUCACGUACUGGUCCAGUUCUCUGGAAUUCCCUACCUCUCCCCCCUCAGACUCUCCACCUCUCUACAAAACUUCAAACGUGCUCUCAAGAACCACUUCUUCACCAAACCCAGCCAAAUCUCAUCCGAACCCUCUGUUCCACGUUCUCUAUGUACUCCAUCUGUGUCACCCCUGUCUGUCUACCCCUCCCCUAUAGAAUGUAAACUCUCACGAGCGGGGCCCUCUUCCCUCAUGUGCUUAUCCUUUGUGUUACUUUAAUAAUCUUCAACUGUACCAAAUCCAGCAGUCUUCUGCCACCUGAUACUUAUUCCAGUGUCAUCUGCUGAUGUAACUGUUUGAUUAUUUAUGUACUCUGUAAUUGGGCGCUUAUAAAUAAAGGAUAAUAAAUAGUAAUAACCUCAGAAAAUUAGAAUAUCGUGCAAAAGUUCAUUUAUUUCAGUAAUUCAAUUUAAAAGGUGAAACUAAUAUAUUAUAUAGACUAAUUACAUGCAAAGUGAGAUAUUUCAAGCCUUUAUUUGUUAUAAGUUUGAUGAUUGUGGCUUACAGUUUAAGAAAACCCCAAAUCCAAGGUCUCGGAAAAUUAGAAUAUUGUGAAAAGGUUCAAUUUUGUACGCUCAAAGUGUCACAC
Pseudophryne corroboree (corroboree frog) is the source of this 4825-nucleotide messenger RNA. It is a transcript of the gene AHCYL1, whose product is annotated as adenosylhomocysteinase like 1. The transcript has 17 exons. Gene Ontology annotation, biological process: L-methionine cycle. NCBI's taxonomy places the organism in Eukaryota, Metazoa, Chordata, Amphibia, Anura, Myobatrachidae. The coding region runs from base 115 to 1677 and encodes 520 amino acids. Gene Ontology annotation, cellular component: cytosol. The record is from RefSeq and is a predicted model, not a curated record.